This is a messenger RNA of Aspergillus puulaauensis, 684 nucleotides long. RefSeq names its product NuoB/complex I 20 kDa subunit family protein. The transcript is spliced from 4 exons. NCBI's taxonomy places the organism in Eukaryota, Fungi, Ascomycota, Eurotiomycetes, Eurotiales, Aspergillaceae. The record is from RefSeq and is a predicted model, not a curated record. Gene Ontology annotation, biological process: mitochondrial respiratory chain complex I assembly; aerobic respiration; electron transport coupled proton transport. Gene Ontology annotation, molecular function: quinone binding; NADH dehydrogenase (ubiquinone) activity; 4 iron, 4 sulfur cluster binding. The coding region runs from base 1 to 684 and encodes 227 amino acids.
AUGCUGUCCCUAUCAGGGCGUGCUUUGCCACGCACCCUUCAUGUGCACCCCAACAAAACGCUGUGUGCUCUUCAAAUUCAGCGCGUGGCAUUGUUAUCCACAUCUUCGACUAAAGCGGCAACAGCACUUGAACGACAAGGCAAUGUUGGACGAUUGACUGCGUCUGGCCAAGUGCGGAAGGAGGUGCCUCUACCGAGCCAGGAGAAGAAAGAGGGUGCGAUGCAAUAUGUGCUGACCACUCUUGACCAAGUUGCGAACUGGGCACGCCAAAGCUCUCUGUGGCCAAUGACCUUUGGACUCGCCUGCUGUGCCAUUGAGAUGAUGCAUCUGUCGACACCCAGAUAUGACCAGGAUCGCCUCGGUAUUAUCUUCCGAGCUUCUCCACGCCAAUCCGAUGUCAUGAUCGUGGCGGGAACUUUGACAAAUAAAAUGGCGCCGGCUCUUCGACAGGUUUACGAUCAAAUGCCUGAUCCGCGCUGGGUUAUCAGCAUGGGUAGUUGUGCGAAUGGCGGUGGCUAUUAUCAUUACAGCUACUCCGUUGUCCGUGGUUGUGAUAGGAUAGUUCCCGUUGAUGUCUAUGUUCCUGGAUGCCCACCGACCUCCGAGGCGCUGAUGUAUGGCAUUUUCCAACUCCAGAAGAAGAUGAGGCACACACGGAUAACCCGCAUGUGGUACCGGCGUUAG